Molecule: messenger RNA, 1281 nt
Organism: Vanderwaltozyma polyspora DSM 70294
Lineage: Eukaryota; Fungi; Ascomycota; Saccharomycetes; Saccharomycetales; Saccharomycetaceae
Product: bifunctional folylpolyglutamate synthase/dihydrofolate synthase
Exons: 1
Coding region: 1-1281 (426 amino acids)
Biological process (GO): folic acid-containing compound biosynthetic process
Cellular component (GO): mitochondrion; cytosol; cytoplasm
Molecular function (GO): dihydrofolate synthase activity; ATP binding; tetrahydrofolylpolyglutamate synthase activity
Source: RefSeq, a predicted model, not a curated record
AUGUCCAUCAACUUAGGAUUAUCACGAAUUACUAAGCUUCUUGAACAUGUUGGUAAUCCUCAUAGAAAUUUAAGAGUUAUUCAUAUUGCUGGUACGAAUGGUAAAGGUUCGGUUUGUUCUUAUUUAACUUCAAUUUUACAACAAAAGAGGUCAGUGGGGAAGUUCACCACUCCUCAUCUAUGUCAUAUUACUGAUUCAAUUACUAUUAAUAAUAUACCUAUUUCCUCUAAAUUAUAUAAUGACCUUCGGACAAGUUUAGAGUCAUUGAAUGUAAAAUAUCAGUUAGAAUGUACAGAAUUUGAAUUAUUAACGUGUACAGCAUUGAAAUACUUUAGUGAUACAAGAUGCUCAGUUUGUGUAAUAGAGGUAGGAUUGGGUGGUAGAUUAGAUGCAACUAAUGUAAUUCCAGGGGAUAAUAAGUUGGCCUGUGGGAUAACUAAAAUAGGAUUAGAUCAUGAAUCAAUUUUAGGUAAUACCCUUUCAAGUAUCGCUUCUGAGAAGGCAGGGAUCAUCACAAAGGGUCUCAAGUACGUGGUAAUCGAUGGAUCCAACAAUAAUGAGGUAAUCAAGGUUGUCAGAGAAAGAAGUGAAAAAAUUGGUUGUACGCUGAUAGUAACAAACCCAAAUAAGAAAAGCAAUUUCUUAACUACUAAAUCUUGGGGUGAAAUCGAAUUUGAUAAACUGCCCUUGAAUGGGGAAUAUCAAAUUUAUAACUUAGAUGUGGCUAUAUCAAUACUUGAUGCCCUUCACAAUUCUGAAGUUAUUUCUAUUAAUAGAGCUGAAUUGAAAAAAGGGCUAAGUUCAGUUACUUGGCCAGGUAGACUUCAAGAACUCGAAUUGAAUUACUCUAAUACCAGUAAAUAUACCAUUCCAAUAUUACUAGACGGUGCACAUAAUGGUGCAGCAGCUAUAGAACUUAAUAAAUAUAUAAGAGGAAAGUACGGAGAGAGACCAUUAUUAUUUAUGAUCGCAAUUACAAAGGGUAAGGAAAUCUCCACCAUAUUUAAAUCAUUGAUACGUCCUUGUGAUAAGGUGAUUGUUACGCAAUUUGAUAAAGUUGAAGGUAUGCCAUGGAUUAAAGCAACUGACCCUAACGAAUUGGCUGAUAUAAUCAGAAAAGGAUACACUCAAGAUGUCGUCCCAACAAAUUCGAUAGAAACAGCUGUAAACCUUUUAGCUAGUAUUCAUAAAGAGGAUGCUAGACCAACUGUAGUAUGUGGAUCGCUAUAUUUAUGUGGACAAUUACUAAACUUACAUAAUUCAAACACCAAAAAUAAUUGA